Peronospora matthiolae is the source of this 561-nucleotide messenger RNA. The record is from the annotation of a GenBank genome assembly. Lineage: Eukaryota; Oomycota; Peronosporomycetes; Peronosporales; Peronosporaceae.
AUGGAAAAUCCCCAAGAAGAACACUGGGUUGCAGUUAAGCGUAUCUUUCGCUACCUACAAGGCACCAAGACGCAUGGAAUUUGCUACAAGCCAAGUGCAAGGAUCGACUUCCGUGGAUAUUCGGAUGCGGAUUGUGCUGGUGAUCUUACCGACCGCAAGUCAACAUCGGGGUACACGUUCAUGCUACUCGGUGCGCCAGUCAGUUGGGGCAGCAAGAAGCAGCCAAGUGUUUCGUUGUCCACGAGUGAAGCCGAAUACAUCGCACUCAGCUUGGCGAUUCAAGAGGGCAAGUGGAUUCAUCGCCUGCUUUGUGAGAUUGUGAUGGCUGCCAAUGAAGAAGGACCGGAACUCAUGAUUCAUGAAGACAAUCAGUCAUGUAUCAAGAUGACGAAGUACCCAGUCAACCGCGGCCGUGCCAAGCACAUUGAUAUCAAGUACCAUCACAUCCGUGAUGAGGUUAAGCGCGGUGAAGUGAAGCUCAAGUACUGUGAAACUGCGGUGAUGUUAGCAGACAUCAUGACGAAAGGACUUUAUGGACCACGCCACAAGGAGAUGAUGUAA